This is a messenger RNA of Puntigrus tetrazona (Sumatra barb), 10158 nucleotides long. It is a transcript of the gene fndc7b, whose product is annotated as serine-rich adhesin for platelets. The coding region runs from base 1 to 10158 and encodes 3385 amino acids. Gene Ontology annotation, molecular function: protein binding. NCBI's taxonomy places the organism in Eukaryota, Metazoa, Chordata, Actinopteri, Cypriniformes, Cyprinidae. The transcript has 42 exons. The record is from RefSeq and is a predicted model, not a curated record.
AUGAGAGUGCUGGAGACACUAGGUGUUGUAAUUUUGGCGACUCUAACACAGAUAUGGACCACUCAGGCACAGGCUCUGGGUCCAGUGACAUCAGUCUCAGUGAGCUACACCUGUGCUAGUGCAUCUUCUGUGGUCUCCUGGACAGCUGUGGUUGGAGCCACCACCUACCGUUCCACUGCUGUAAGUCACAGUGGUACAGUUCUGUCCUGCACCACGAGCACUACAGAAUGUGAAAUCAAAAAUCUAGCAUGUGGGGAGAAUUACAUGGUACACGUCACGGCCCUGUCAGACAACUGUGAGAGCACCAGCAACGCCACCACAUCCUUCCAAACAGUUCCCUGUGCCCCAUCCAAUCUCAUGCUAUACCGGGAAUGCAGCAGCAAUGUCAUUGUCUUUUCCUGGGCUCCAAACAAUUACUCCGCUUACUACUAUGCGAGGGGUGUGGACUCCAUUGGCAAGGUGAUGGAAUCACCCUGCCAAGUGAAUAACAUGCGCUCAUCAACGGACUGUCAGACUGGUCUUCUGACCAGCAGAUGGGACGCUGCAGAUAGAACGCUACAGUACACUGUGGAGGCCUUUGGAAACCGUGGAAAUCAGAGCCACUAUAUGUGCAGCUCACUGACACAGAGCUGCACAAUCUCCGGCAUAAACUGUGGAGAAAGCCUUACCAUGUUAAUCACUGCUGCGGAUGAGGAGUGCUCCAGUGUUCUGUCUCUGGGAGAAGUAGGUCAGACUGCCCCCUGCGUACCUCAAAAUGUGUCUGCAUUGAUGGACUGUGGUUCAGAUUCCAUCACUCUGACAUGGGAGUCUUCGUUAGGUGCUUUUUUCUACUUUGCCACAGCUGUGGAUCAGUUUGGGACUGUUCGCACUUGUACCUCAUCAGAUACAAAGUGCAAGUUUAGUGGGCUACGCUGUGGAUCCUUAUACAAAGCCUCUUUAAUCGCAUCCAACAUCAACUGCAACAGCUCCGUCAGUGACACCAUCAAUGUAGAAACAGCUCCCUGCCCUCCUGGGAGUGUAGAAGCUCUUCUGGACUGUCAAGAGAACCAGGCACUGGUGAGCUGGCUGGGAACUCGGAGUAUGAUAUCCUUCACUGCUACCAUGGAGGAUCAGCUUGGUGGUCUUCUCAGUUGUAGCACCACUGCCAACAGCUGCCGGAUCCCCAACCUGAAGUGUGGCCAAGUUUAUGACAUUAGUGUAAUUUACCACGAUGGAAUCUGUCCCAGUAUGCCUUCCCAUGCCAUACAAAUGAAGUCUGAUGGAGGAAAGACUUACAGCUGGAACAGAACAGAAGAUGCUGAGGGGUAUAUCGCCACUGUGGUCUCCAAGGCCACUGGAGAGCUGGUUUACUGCAACUCUACCUCGCCUUUCUGUAAUGUGACCAAUCUGCAGUGUGGCGAUUCGUACUCUGUACAGGUCAGGUCGUACAACCGUUCCUGUCUGAGCAUGCUGAGUUCACCUGUAGUGGUGAGAGAGGUGCCAUGUGUGCCCAUUAACGUGACAGCCAGGCGGACAUGCGGCAGCAGCGCAGUGGAAGUAUCAUGGAGUGCAAGCCGUGGUGCUCAGUCCUAUGUCGCUGUUGCUGUGGGAGAUGACGGACAUCGUACAAAGUGCUCCUCCAACACGACCUCAUGUAGCAUCCUUGACCUGCACUGUAGCAGUCUUUACUCCAUUAGCUUGGUGGCCGUUGAUGGCAACUGCUCCAGCUGGAAGAGCCAGAAUGUUACACUGCGCACAGUUCCCUGCCCACCAACUAACGUCCAGAGCACUAUGAACUGUACUACCAACUCUGCCACUCUGUCCUGGACUGCCAGUCCUAACUCUGUGUCCUACAGAGGCAGGGCUUCAGGCAGAGAUGGCCACAAUGUGACAUGCGAUACCAAAAAUCCAGGGUGCCAGUUAAAUGGCCUGCAUUGUGGACAAGAGUAUGUGUUUGUCGUAACUGCUUCUGAUGGAAACUGUGAAAGUCCAGAUAGCGUUGAGAACAGACAUGAGACAGCACCGUGUGCCCCUCAGAGUGUCUCCAGGUUCCUGGACUGUGCCUCUAACAGCCUCAUUGUAAGAUGGGCUCUCGGCCCCACAGCCCUAAACUACACCGCCCUCGCCAGGACUACAGGUGGCGCUGUGCUCAGCUGUACUACAACAAGCUCCAGUUGUAUUGUCACUGGUCUGCAGUGCGGUAAGAACUACACCGCUGUCGUCACAGCAAACAACGCUUGUCAAGGACCAGAGACUGUGACCCCUCCUCUCCAAACAGUGCCGUGUAUCCCCACAUCAGUCCAUGCCAGUGUGGAGUGUGUGAAUAACACAGUGAGGGCAUCAUGGGGCCAGGCAGCUGGAGCUUUGUCCUACAUUGGUGUUCUGACCGGCCCGGAUCAUUACAAAGAAUCCUGUGCGACAUCUGGCCUCUCCUGCUCCUUCAGGGGCUUGACCUGUGCACAAACCUACACGCUAAAUGUCAUCUCUCUGGACAGCCAAUGCAACAGCUCAGUCAGUCCCAAUGUCUCUGUCGCAACAGGUCCCUGUGACCCUGCGAGCGUGACUGCAGUGCUCAAGUGUGACUCCCGUACUGCAAACGUCUCGUGGCACGCCGCCGCUGGGGCCAGCACAUACACCGUCCUGGCACAAACACAGGAUCAGAGCAUCCCUUCCUCUUCCUGUCGGACCUCGGCCACUUCCUGCGAUCUCACGCAAAUCCACUGUGGAGAGGUUUUUAAUGUCACAGUGCUUGCUGAUGAUGGAACAUGCAACAGUUCAGCACGGGCCAGCACUACACUGGAGUCGGCACCAUGUUCUCCGAUAAUGAGGCCUCCUUCACUGAACUGCAGCACUAACGCAGCCCUGGUGUCCUGGCUGAAGGACCCAGAUGCCCUGAGUGUCAGAGUCAGCGCCGCCUCUGUCCUGGGACAAACUGCCACCUGCAACUCUUCUGCAAACAGCUGUUCCCUGGAUGCCUUGCUGUGUGGUCGGACAUAUACAGUGUAUGGUGUGGCCCAGGGCCCUCAGUGUGAGAGUGUUCCUAGUGCUCCAUUCAAUAUUACCACAGCUCCCUGCACCCCUGCUCAAGUGAGCGCUAACUACAGCUGUGGCACCAGCACGGAUCUGAGCUGGACUGACAGCCUGGGCCGAGAGAGCUUCUACGUGCUUGCACAGACCAACGGUCACUCAGGCUCCUGCAGCACAGUCCAAACCCACUGCUCUAUCAAUUCACUGAGAUGCGGAAGUCUUUAUAAUGUCUCCGUGGACUCGAUCUCCGGACGCUGCAACAGCAGCCAAUCAGCUCACACACAGCUGCAGACAGCACCUUGUGCCCCAAAGAACGUGACGGUAAGACUACAGUGUUUGAACAACACGGCUGUCGUGUCCUGGGAGGCAAGUCUCAGUGCCGUGGGCUAUAACGUCACUGCUGUGGGCCAGGACGGGGAUAUCAAGUACAGUACUGUCGCUGGCACCAGCUGUCAACUACCCAACAUGCACUGUGGUCAGACCUAUGACAUUGUAAUCACACCCUUCUCUCAGACGUGCACUGGGUUCCCGACCGCUCCUUACACUUUCAAUGCAGGUUCCUGUCCUGCAACUGAUGUCCAGGUUUCUCUACAAUGUAAUGGUAAUGUGGGGCUUGUCCAUUGGACUGCUGCUAAGAAUGCUGAAAGUUACAUUGCCAUGGCAACGGGUAAAGAUGGCCAGACCCGCACAUGUACCUCCACCAGCACCAACUGCACCUUUAGUGAUCUGCACUGUGGUGAGAACUACACCGUUACCGUGGCCACGGUGGAGCGUGGCUGCCAGAGUCCGCCCAGCACAUCUGUCAGUCUAAGAUCAGCUAUCUGCCCACCUUCAAAUCUGGCCGGUCAUACCAACUGUGCUACGAGUGACAUUAGCAUUACAUGGGACCCCAGCCCAGUGUCCAGAGUCAAUUACAUCCUGUUCAUCAAUCAGGUGGAUGGGCUGAACUCCACCUUCAACACAACACAAACAUCAUACGUUCUGAGAGGGUUGCACUGCGGCAUGAGCUUUAUCGUACAAGCGGCUGCUCAAGACAGCACCUGCACCAGUCCUUACGGAAGCCCAACACCGAUCUAUACAGCUCCCUGUCCGCCCAGUAGCCUGACCGCUGCUGCCAGCUGUGGCACAAACAGGGCCACCAUCAGCUGGCUGAACGGUACAGGAGCAUACACCUAUACUGCCAAUGUGGUGGGAAGCAAUGGACAAACUAUUUCCUGUACAUCCUCCACCAAUUCCUGUUCUGUGAAGGUUGACUGUGGAAGUACAUAUACAGCCACUGUGGUUUCCACACUGGGGUCCUGCAACAGCACCACCAACAACAGCAUCCAUUUUGACUCGGCGGCUUGCCUGCCUAGUAAUGUUAUGGCACAGUUAGACUGCAAUUCUAACAUGCUGGCUGUACAUUGGGACCCCAGUCCAAACAAUCCUGACUCCUAUACAGCACUGGCUAUCGGUACAGAUGGCACUCGGGUUUCCUGUAACACAAGCUCUACUUCCUGUACCAUUUUGAACUUAAGAUGUGGCCGCACCUAUAGCAUCGCUGUGACCACAUCCAAAAUUAACUGUGGAGUUAUCGAGGGUUCAGACUACCAAAUCAGGACAGCCCCCUGCCAACCACAGAGCCCAAAUGUACAGCUGCAGUGCAGCACUAACACUGCUACGGUAACAUGGGACAACAAUGGAGCUGAUCAGUUUGACACGGUGACUGCGCUCAACUUUACCGGUGGUGCAAUGGUGUGCAACAGUAAAACUAGGUCUUGCACGUUUGCACAGCUACAGUGCGGUGAGUCUUACUCACUUAGUGUGGUUGGAUCCAACGGAAACUGCACCAGUGCACCCAGCGACAACUUCAGCCUAGAUACAGCUCCCUGUGUUCCCAAUUUUGUUGUCGCAACCACAAACUGUGACACGUCCAUCACCACGGUAACCUGGGAUUCUGCCCGUGGCGCUAACAGUUACACUGUUCAUGCUGUGAGCACCACGGGACAAAACGGCACGUGUACCAACACAGACACCACCUGCUCUUUACCACAGCUGGACUGUGGACAAAACUACACUAUAACAGUCACAGCUGAAGAUGACACCUGUGUGGGCGUGACCAGUGCACCCAUCACUGUCACAACAGUUCCAUGUCCACACUCUAAUCUACAAGCAACUUUGGACUGCAGAACUGACUCUGCUCUGAUCUCAUGGACAUCCGGGAAGGGUACACUGAUGUAUAACGCCUCUGCUGUGGGCUUUGAUGUGGAUCACCAAGUCAGCUGUAGUACACCUGGCUCUGCUUGCAAUGUAACCAACCUGCACUGUGGCAGCCGUUACCAAGUCAGUGUGAGGGGAGAUGGGUUCACCUGCUCUGACCAAUCAGAUGACUGGAUUGCCCUCAAGACAGCGCCAUGUCCACCCACUCAGGUGUCCAUCAAGUCAUCUUGUGACUCAAACACUGUGUCGGUUGCCUGGAACUCCUCUCAGGGAUCUGUGUCCUACAUGGCUGUUGCCAAGAGCAAUACAGAUCAUAGGGUGACUUGCAACUCCAGCCAACUCACCUGUGAUAUUUCAGGCCUGCAGUGUGGACAGACUUAUCAAAUUCAUGUUUCUGGUGUGGAUGGUGACUGUAUUGGAUCCAGAAGUGAAGUUCGUAUUCUUGAAACAGCCCCUUGUGUGCCACAGAAUGUGAAGACAAUCCUGAAGUGUCAAGCUACUGUUCUCAACGUGACUUGGCAACAGAAAGGUCAAGCCCAUCACUACCAUGCCACAGUGAGGAGCAGCGAUGGUAAAGUGCUGGGUUGUGACUCAAAUACAACCUUCUGCCAAGUUCCCAACAUCCAUUGUGGCCUGACUUACAGUGUGACGGUGGUGGCCUAUAGUCAAACCUGCAACAGUUCCCAAAGCUCUGUGCAGCAUGUCACCUCAGCCCCUUGCCCACCAGAUGCUAUCUUUGCCAUCUUGGACUGCGAUUUAAACACUAUAUCCGUGUCCUGGGACUCUAGUGUGAAUGGUGUCCUUUAUAUUGCACAUGCCUUUAACUCCAAUAACAAUUAUAACUACACGUGUAACACCACAGAAACAAGUUGUGAUAUCACAGUGACCUGUGGCAUAGAUUAUAAUGUGACUGUAAUACCUUUAAGGGAUGGCUGCAAUGGGAAGAAUUCACCGGUCCAGUAUAUUAUAGCAGCUCCUUGCGUUCCCAUCAUGUUGGAUGUUGAAAUGGACUGCCUGUCUGAUUCGGCUUGGCUGACAUGGGAAGAGUCUGCAGGGGCAGAGCUCUACAUUGCCACGGCAACUGACAGCGAUGGACAAGAGUACGAGUGUAACUCAACUGAUAGCCAGUGUACAGUUGAACAGCUACAGUGUGGAAGGUUCUACAACUUUAGUGUCAUCGCGUCUAACAGUCAAUGUGACAGUCAAAUAAGCAACACGUUGCAAACCGAGACAGCCCCUUGUCCACCUCAGAAUGUGAUCACGUCUCUUGGGUGUGACACUGGUACGGUGAGUGUGAUGUGGGAUGAGAGCUUUGGCGUUUUAAGCUACACUGCCACUUUGGAGCGAACCGAUGGAGAGACCACCUGCUGCACGGCAAGUUCCACUUCCUGUGAGGUCCCUUUCCUUCCCUGUGGCCAGAUGUAUGCCCUGACAGUCACUGCUGAGGGAAGGACAUGCAACAGCUCUCAGAGCCUUGAGGUCAUCGUACGGUCAGUUCCCUGUAUUCCGGAAAGUCUGGUGUCCAGUACUAGCUGCAGUGAUAAUGUAGUCACUAUGGCAUGGGUGAGCAAUGAAGCUGGUGAGCUCUAUACGAUCCAGGCCUUCAGUGAUGAUGGGUUAUACUCCGACAGCUGCUCAGGGUUUGGUCAAUCGUGUGAUCUCACAUCACUGAUGUGUGGUGUGCCAUACACUGCUACAGUAAUAGCACAGGACAGCAUCUGCUCCAGUGCGCCAAGUCAAGCUGCUCCAAUCAGGACAGUGCCCUGUGUGCCGGAUCAUGUGACUGCUAAUGUGAGCUGCCAAGGGAACGACGUGUCUGUGUUCUGGAAAGAGAGCGCAGGAGCAGACGUAUACACAGCCAUGCUCGAGGACAGUAAUGGGCAACUCACCAGCUGUCAAAGCAUGAACCACGCCACCUGUACAGUUAACAGACUUGUCUGCGGACAGACUUACCGUGUCAGUGUGAUAGCAUCAGACGGAUAUUGCGACAGCUUACCUAGUGCCGUCACUGAUGUUCAUUCAGCCCCUUGUAUGCCUCAUAAUAUUCGGGCACUGUUGGACUGUCAUUCCAGUAUGGCUGUAUUGUCAUGGCAGCCAGGCACCGGGGCAGGGAAGUAUAUGGCCACAGCAGUAAGGGAAUCUGGCCAUGUGCUCAGCUGUGAAAGCAAUGAUACUUACUGUGAGUUGACGGGACUGGCCUGUGGAGAGAGCUACAACAUCACUGUGUUAGCAGAAGGAGAUACCUGUAGUACUACUGCAGCCAUGAAUGGCCACUUGAAUACAGGUCCUUGUGCACCUCAGAAUAUUGAAGUGCGGUAUGGCCUAUCUAUUGGCCAGCUGUCAUGGGACAGAAGCAGAGGUGCUUCCACGUACACAGCACAUGCUGCAAAUGAUCUGGGAUCAGUGCUGUCCUGCUCCACCAGUGACACCUCCUGUGCCCUCUAUAACAUGUCCUGCAGUCAGACAUAUGACAUCACAGUGACAGCACACAACAACAUCUGUCGAGGGACUGCCGUGUCGGCAUCAACUACUCUAAACACAGAACCCUGCCCGCCCCACAAUGUGCAAACCCAUCUGAAUUGCACAAGUGGUGUAGGGACUGUGUCUUGGGAGGAGAGUUUAGGGGCAGUGGCAUAUGUAGCUUUCCUAGAGGGCCGCAACGGUCAAAGCCUGUCCUGCUCCACAACUAGCUCCAGCUGCAGUGUGACGGGAUUGAUGUGUGGGACGAUUUAUAACACUCAAGUACGUGCCAUUGGAGAAACUUACAACAGCACAGACAGCGAGACAGUUCUCUUUACAUCAGCCCCCUGUCUACCAGUUUCCAGUUCAGUCACUGUUGACGUGAACUGUGAGAAUGCCACGGCAUCGUUCAGCUGGGCUUGGAGCAGUGGAGCUGCAUCCUAUGAACUCACUGCUAUUAGUAACAAUGGCUACAUAGCCUCCUGCAUCUCUCAAGACAAUUUCUGUAUUAUCAGCAAACUUGCUUGCGGACAGACUUAUACGGUGAGGCUCGCAGCAAUCAAUGAUAAAUGUCAGGUUACCAAGGAGACGGGAGUGACUUUCCAAACACGACCCUGUUCUCCCUUACACGUGAAUGUGAACCUUCAGUGCAAGCCAAGUAAAGCCAUUGUGACUUGGGAGCAAAGGGACGACGUGCUAUACUACCUUGUUAGUGCCAGCCUCAGCACAGGAGUAACAGAUAGAGUUUGUAACUCUACAACUGACAGCUGUGAAAUGAGUGGGUUGCAGUGUGGAGUGGAGUAUGCCUUCACCGUCAAAGCCUACAGUAGCCACUGCCAUAGUGAUGUCAGCACCACUGUACACAUUACAACAGAACCUUGUCAGCCAACUCAACCAACAGUUUCAGGAUCAUGUAAUAACAACACCGUUCUCUUAAACUGGAGUCAUAGCAGAGGUGCAUCAAGUUACACAAUGCACAUAACAGGCAACCUAGGAUACAUGGACUCUUUCCAGACAAUUGAAUCUACACUGACAGUAGAGCUUCUUUGUGGACAGACCUACACCUUUACAACACUGGGAGAAAAUGAUGUCUGUGACAGCAUACCAAGUACUCCUGCGCAUUUUACCACUGCCCCGUGUGUGCCGUACCACAUUGAGACCUAUGCAGAGUGUGAGAAUAACCUUGGAGCUGUCAGUUGGGCUAGCAGUGAUGGCGCAGACAUUUACACCGCCAUUGCCAUAGGACAGGAUAACCACACACACGUCUGCAUAACAAACACAACUCACUGUAUUUGGGAGGAACUGCACUGUGGAGAAAAUUACUUUGUCCAAGUCAUUGCCAGUGCCCAAAUCUGCAACAGUGGGCCCAGUGACGGCACAGUCAUACACAUGGCUCCAUGUGUCCCUAAAAACCUGGUAUCCUCUUUCCAAUGCGACAUGAAAGUGGCUUCCCUCACCUGGGAAGCAAGUGAAAAUGCUCAUAUGUACGUGGUUUCUGCAGAAUCUGAUAGUGGUCAAACGGUAGAACUCUCCACCAGUGCCACAAGUGCACAAUUCUCUGAGUUCAACUGUGGUCAGUCGUACUAUCUGACUGUGCAAGCUGUGGGAAACAUAUGUCGAAGCCAGCCCAGUAAUUCCUCAGUACUGAAGACAGAGCCCUGUACUCCCACAUCUGUCCUUGCCUCCACGGACUGCAUCUCCAACAUUGCUACUAUAUCCUGGGAGGCAGCUGAUGGUGCAGAAUACUACACAGCGACAGUGUAUGGCCCUGAUGGGCCUUUGGGAACAUGCAUGUCCUGGUCCUCGAGCUGCGGCAUGGCCAAACUGUCCUGCGGUGUAACAUACAAUGUUAGCGUGAUUGCCUCCAGUCGCCUGUGUAACUCAACACCUAGUGCGCUGAGUGCUCUUAACUCAGUGCCCUGUGUUCCUACAGGUUUGUCUGUGAUGCUGGACUGUGCCACUGCUGAGGCACGUGUGUCUUGGAAUGCAAGCAUGGGGGCGCUGUACUAUAUUACUUAUGCCUGGAGCAGUACAUUCAAUUUCAUUUCCUGUGAGAGCUCCGGGCCUGAUACACAUUGCACUCUUAGUGAUCUCAUCUGUGGAGAGACUUACACUAUACAGGUUAUUGCUGUUGGAGAUGAAUGCUCCAGUUUGCCUAGUCAGGCAGAAAACUUCCGCACAGUUCCCUGUGCCCCAGACGUUACUGCUACACUGGACUGCAACACUGACUCUGUAUCCCUGCAGUGGACUCCCAUUGCGGGGUCUAUUUUCUACACUGCUAAUGCCAGUACACCGGAGGGGCUGGUCUCCACCUGCUCCAGCAACUCCACUAACUGUAAACUGAGCACACUAGUCUGUGGAAAAACGUACAAUGUUACUAUGGUAUCAUAUGAUGGAAUUUGUCACAGCAUGCCUGGCACAGCCCUGGCAGUGGCAUCGGGUAAGAAGAAGAAAAUUCAAAAACUGGCAAAAACUGUGAUUGUGAUUCAGUGA